GACGAUUCAAGGCCAGAGUCCAAUCUUCAGCAUUUCCUUUUUCCAAGUUUUCAGGAACUUUCUAUUGAGCGCUUAGAUCUUCUCUCGCGGUCUGUUUCGGGUCUCGUGAUCAUCUGUCUGUCGCUUCUGCGUCCAGCAAGCGGGUCACCGGUGUCAUUUCUCAAGCUCCUGUUACUGCCUGCUAUGCUCCACCUCUUCACCAUACACCUCCCGACCUCGCUCCGCUGACGCACCGCUGCGUCCCUGUCCCCUUUUACCUGCGUAUCAAACCAAGUGACAGCUCUGGGCCAUAUCUUACCAUAUCCUGAGCUCCGUCGAUCAUGUCUCCCCGCUCCGCCGGCGGAAAGACUGCCCCGCGGCUCCUUCACGAUCUCACCACGUACGACCCAAGGUAUGAGGCGCGCGCUGGCCGUAACCUCCUGACUACAUCUCCUCCACACUUCGAUCCUAAUGCAGAGCCUACACCCGCCGUACCGUACCGAAAUUGUAGGCACAACCUUAUGCUCAAGCCCGAACAGAGCCAAGAACCGAACGUGGGACUGGACCCUCAAUACGAUACUGUGUACAAAGUUGCAUCAUUCUGCCAGAACUGCCGGUGGCAUAUAGACGUGGUGGUAGAUUUUCGAUGUGAUGGAAGGGAAACGCCUUGUUCGAAAGAAAACAAGCACCCAUUGCAUCAUUUCGUCUUUCGCACCGAGGACACGGAUUCGGAUAAUGCUUUUGGAAGUGCUCAAGUCCCAAGGGUUUUUCACUUUCAGUGCUCCGGCCCACAAUGUCCCGUUGCGCUGCAGAUCCGCAUGCGCCCACCGCGAUUCAAUGAUGAGCACAUCUCCUUGAUGACGAAUUCGGCACGCUUGAGGCAAAGGCUGGAGACUGCAAAACAGCUCGCUGGCGAACGUGCCGAUGCAAACAUGGCGAGGCCCGUGGAUGCAUUAGACUUCCUUACCACGUAUCUCACAGACGCGCUGAAACCUCAGCCUGGGAAGGGUCGGAUCCCUUUGUUGAACAGAAAGUUUCUCAAGACAUUUGGCAAGGAUUGUGAUAAUAUCUUGACUGGUCUGGGAUUUUCACAUGCCGUGGAGAAAUCUGAAGAGGGUGAAGAGGCCCAGGUCUGGCACCUGCCCAGGCCUCCGCCCGCAGGCAACCCGCUGGAUGUCGAUACCGAACGAACCGUGAUAGAAGAUGCCAGAUACGAACUAGGAGUUCUGUUAUUGGGAUUUCCAGAAAAUGAGCGGGUCGGAAUUAGGAAUUCGCCCGUUCUUCCCCACCCUGCCAUCAAGAUAGUCGAAAGGGCCUUAGGCUGUGAGGACUAUGGAAAGAAAGCUGCUCUUGGCACACGCAACUCUGAUCACGAAGAAGAUCAUCCCUACUAUGCUGGGCUAGGCACUGUGGGUGAUUUCUCUGAUGAUCUACUCUUGUUCGCAUAUAACUGUCAAUUCCGCGUUGACAAGGAUAAUGCGACAUACUACUUUGAGUGCUUACAAUCGAUUGCCAUAGGGAGGAAUAGCGAAUGGCUCAACAUGGAAGUGAUGACCCUGGCAUCGAAAGGCCAGGUCAACCGCGCCGAGCUCAGAAACGCAUAUCAGUACUUCGGUAUCAACCCGCGUGAUGCUGACUACAUCAGCGAUGAACACGUCCUGCAAAAUUUCAGAAGUCGCCUUCCUGAUAUCGGUCCCGGCCAGGACGAGGAAGCUCGAAAUGUUCUUCGUAUAAUAGGCAACGCCCGCAACAGUGAUAGACUCAGACAAGAGGCGUCCAAUGCCUUUGAAACAUACGAACAAGCUAUGUCUUGGCUGGGCCUAGACGAAAAUCAAGCGGACGACUUCGUUAUAACCAUGUAUUCUAUGAAGAAAGAUGAGAAUGGUGCAGAAGUUGCACGCAAAGCUGUAGAGAUUAUUGCCGAAGCACGCAAUAGCGAGUUUCUACGGGACUAUCUCCGAACGGGAGAGUUGAGAGCGCAGCAGAUGGAUGUGGGCGAAGCCUACGCACUUCUCGGUAUUAGCAACCGGACCGAACGACUCGACCCUGAGAUCCUGAAAGUCAAUAAGAUGUACUUGAUUCUAGACCGACCAGGCGAUGAAGCCAAAUUCGAAGAGGCUUAUCGAUUAGUGUCUGAUGACCAGAGCAAAAACCCGGGACUCUCACUAAGCAGUACACGGCCAGCUUAUCCUUUAGAAACCUGGCCUGUCGGUUGCCUCAACAUCGGCAAUACCUGCUACUUGAACAGUGUCCUGCAAUUUCUCUUCACCAUCAAGCCCUUGCGGAACAUGGUCCUCGAUUGCGAGCAGCAUCUUCAGACAGUAUCUCAAGAGGCCCUGGAAGGCAAAAGGGUUGGUCGCAGCGAUGUGACUGUCGCGAAGGUAGAGCAGGCACAGCGUUUCAUACACGAACUAAGGAACCUAUUUCAACGCAUGGUGACUGCGAACACUAGCUCAAUCCGUCCCGAGAUCAAAUUAGCGGCAUUGGCUCUUUCCAAAGAUGCGGAUCUCAAUCUGCCAAAUUCGAACCAUAUAGAGGAUUCGGGAUUGGGCGAGCUGGGUGGCGAGCCAGUCUUCGGUCCAAUGCCUGCACCCGAAACCAAUGAUUCGGCCAUGAAGGAGGACAACAGUGACUCAUCCUCAACGGUUGCUGAGGCUGAUACGGAUGGCGACCACCUUAUGGAAAUGAACGAUCUCGUUGGCGAGGCAGCAAUCGACGAAGGGGAGAAACCUCCUCUACCAAACCGUCCUCCACCCAUCCCUCCAAGGCCACAGGACAUGAAAAAGAUUGAGAGUCUGGCCCAGCAACAAGAUGCUGCAGAGAUUCUGAACAAUGUUUUCGAUCUGCUCUCCUGCGCGAUCCAAGGUGAAGGCGUUCUGGAUGAUGGAGAGCAACAAGACCUGGUCAAGCGACUAUUCUUCUCUAGUGUCACUGCUGUGAGGAACACGAACGGCACCAUUGUUCGUAAGAGCGAUCUACAAGACAACCAUCUCAUCUCCCCUGGCAAUCGCGAUCGUCCUCUGUAUGCCGCCUUGGAUGACGAGUUUAGCUUGUCGGAGCAAGAGCCUGAAAUGAAGGAUGGCAAGGCAAUCAUACCCACGAAAUAUGAGGUCAUAGAUCAUGCUUCGCCAGUUCUGAUUAUUAACGUGCGACGACUGGUUUACGAAGGGGGUCGCAGUAGGAAGGACACCUCUCAUGUACAGCUUGACGAUCUCUUAUAUUUGGAUCGUUAUCUGAAACAGACGAAGUCGCUCAGCGAAGCAGAGGUUUUAGAGCUCCGUGAGAGGCAAUGGGAACUUCGCCGAAAGUUGAGGGAGUUGGAAGCUAGAAAGAAAGAGCUUAAGGAGACGGAGGUGAAGACCGACCUUGCCGCUGCCGUCGAAGAAACAGCGACUCUUAUUGAAGACUUCACCAAGGCCGAUGACGACCAGUUGAUCGAUGUGGAUGAUGACCCGUUGCCUAGGUAUACCGAACUCGCCGAUGGGCUCAAGGAGCGAGCGAAGGAGCUUGAGGAUGAAGCAAAAGCCCUCGAUGAGCGACUCAAAGACAUUGAUGGCCAAGUCGACGGAGUCUUCGACAAGUAUAGAGACCACGGUUACAGACUCCACAGUAUCUUCAUGCACCGGGGAGGACCUGGUGGUGGUCAUUAUUGGAUCUACAUUUACGAUUUCCAGGAGAAGAUCUGGAGAGAGUACAACGACGAACGAGUCAGCAAGGUGGAAGACCCACAAAAGAGUAUUUUUGAACAGGAAGAGAAAUAUCCGGGAACAUCGACCGGUGUCGUAUACGUUCAGGAGGAUAUGAUUGAUGGUCUGACUGAAGCAGUCCAUCGAGUACCUGAGCCGUUACUGGACCAAGAUGUGGAGAUGGGCGAAGUCAAGGAUACAGACUACAGCCAAGUGCAGGUGAUUGAUGGGAUCGAGGCAUCGUAGUUGGAGUGAAGCGUAUCGACAUCCUUGAAACUGAAAGGAUUGCGAUUCGACUCAUCCGGACUGAUUGAAUUAUGUUUGACAACGAUGAGCAUUAGCGACGGUCAAUGGGAAGUUCACUGUUACGGGUGUUUGUACGGGUUAUAGAAGCAUGUAGUACACGAAGUUCGAAUUGCUGGGGUUUGGGGUUUUCUGUGACUGACGUGUCUAGCAUAGCAAUGGUUGCUGCUUACGGGUUACAAAAGGAUAAGAAGGAGUAGAUACCCAUUAUUCUCACGAAGAAUAUGUUCAUUCUCUGAUGCUGCUUAAGUAGUAAUGGUGAAUGACUAUGUGAUAUGAAAUUUA
Aaosphaeria arxii CBS 175.79 is the source of this 4253-nucleotide messenger RNA. Its product is annotated as cysteine proteinase. Gene Ontology annotation, biological process: protein deubiquitination; regulation of proteasomal protein catabolic process; proteasome-mediated ubiquitin-dependent protein catabolic process. The record is from RefSeq and is a predicted model, not a curated record. The coding region runs from base 321 to 3911 and encodes 1196 amino acids. Lineage: Eukaryota; Fungi; Ascomycota; Dothideomycetes; Pleosporales. Gene Ontology annotation, molecular function: proteasome binding; cysteine-type deubiquitinase activity. The transcript has 4 exons.